AAGAUUAUGAAUAAUAAUCUUUACGGAAUAUGUUCUGUUUGUUUUUGUGAUGGAAAAUUAAUUUAAUUAGGAUGUACCCAUCAAUUUUGUGAAUCUUGUAUUGAAUAAACAAUAAAAAAAAGAGUUUCUUAGGAAAAAUUUUUAGAAUUGAAAUGUUUAUAGAAUGGAUGCAAUUAUAGGCUUCCUAAAACAAUGCUUAUAAAACAUUGUAAUCCUUAAGAAUUUGAAAAUAUAUAUAUAUAUUAAUCAGAAGAUAUUUCGACAGUUCUAGAUAUUUUAGCCUAUUGUACAGGAGUUGAUUGGAAUAAGAUUUUAAAACUCACAUUGGGGUGAAU
Molecule: messenger RNA, 335 nt
Organism: Paramecium sonneborni
Lineage: Eukaryota; Ciliophora; Oligohymenophorea; Peniculida; Parameciidae
Source: the annotation of a GenBank genome assembly